AUGGCAAAUAUUUACGGAAACGAAGAUGACUUCUGGACCUCGGAUGAAGAGAAUAUCUCUGGUAUAGAUGAUAUAGACUCAAAAUAUGACGGAUUCGGUAAUAUUUAUGGCAAAAACCCCGAUUCAUCAGCCAAAGAUAGUUUGUUUUCUAGCAGUUUUGAGACAGCUCUGGAAAGUUUAAGCUGGAUUCCAGUUAUAUCGCAACAAAUCAAUGGAACAUCGAUUUUUGAGAUUCUGGAUAAAGAACUGUCGGAUGCAGAGGGGAUUGAUAUUGAAAAUAUAGAAAACCAGAUAUAUAAGGGGAUAUUAGAUAGUUCAGAAGAUGAAAUUGGAGCUCCGGUAUCACAGGAGCUGGAAACAUGGGAUGAAUAUCAAUCAACACAUGGGACUUCUCUUGAUCUUCCGGAGAGUGGUUUGUUGCCAGAAGAACAUAAUACGGAAUACACUCUAAAUAAGUCUAUUUUUACGGUAAAACGUACUGGAGAAGGUAGACCAAACGAUGAAAUUAUACCAAGAACAAAAUAUGAUAACUACAUUAUUCCUCCACCGGAUGAGAAUAAGAACUAUAUUAGGAAAAAAUGGUCAAUUUUGGACAAUACCACACCUGCUCCUAUAAUAGAAAAUAUGCUAAUCAAUUUUCCGUUUGAGUUGGAUGAUUUCCAGAAACGUGCAAUAUACCAGCUCACAAAUUUAAAACAUAUUUUUGUUUCUGCUCACACAUCAGCUGGGAAAACAGUUAUUGCCGAGUAUGCCAUAGCUUUGGCCUUGACUAGAGGUGAAAAGGCGAUCUACACAAGUCCCAUAAAGGCUUUGUCUAAUCAAAAGUACAGAGAAUUUAAAAAGAAAUUUGGAGCUGAAUCUGUAGGGAUAGUUACUGGUGACGUAUCUUGUAAUCCAGGGGCAUCUUGUCUAAUUGUUACAACCGAAAUUUUACGUAAUCUUUUAUACAGAGGUGAUUCAGUCAUUUCUCAGUUAGGUGUAGUUAUAUUUGAUGAAAUACACUACAUCAGCGAUUUAAGCAGAGGAGUUGUGUGGGAAGAAGUUAUUAUUAUGUUACCAAAAACCAUACAAUUGGUGAUGCUUAGUGCAACAGUACCAAACUAUAGUGAAUUUGCUGAUUGGAUAGGAAAUAUAAUGCAAAAGGAAGUUGUUAUUGUUGUUACAAAUCAUAGGCCUACUCCACUGGUUCACUACUUGUACAUUUAUAAUCGGUUUUUUUUGCUUGUAAAUCCAAAGGGAUUCAAUAAGGAUGCAUAUCAUACAAUGUACAGAUAUUCUAAAAUGAUAAAAACGACCAUAAAUAAAAAACCAACGUUUAAAGGUCACGUUCAGAAAUUACAAAAACUAGUGAAAAUACUAGAAUCUGAGAAGAAACUUCCUGUGGUUUUAUUCUGUUUUAAUAGAGCAAAGUGUGAAGUAUAUGCGAAGGAAAUGCCAAAUUUAAACUUGGCAUAUACGCGAGCUGAACGCUCAAAAAUCCAUUUAUUCUUGAAGGAAUCACUGAGUAAUAUAAGUGAGGGAGACAAAAAUAUUCCACAACUAAGAAGUAUUAUCAAGCUUCUGCAUAGAGGAAUUGGAAUACAUCAUAGUGGCCUUCUCCCUAUUAUAAAAGAAAUUGUUGAAAUAUUAUUUUCAAAAGGAUUGAUAAAGGUGUUAUUCGCAACUGAAACAUUUGCGAUGGGCGUGAAUAUGCCGGCAAGAUCUGUUGUUUUUACCUCCAUAUAUAAGCAUGAUGGACAAAAGGGAAGGUAUCUCACUGCCUCAGAAUAUACUCAGAUGGCUGGAAGAGCUGGAAGAAGAGGUCUAGAUUCAUUUGGAAGUGUAUAUAUUUUUUGUUCUGACGAUCCUCCCGAUCUUCAAGAUUUGACAGCUAUGAUGAUAGAAAAAUCAACUAGAUUAGAAAGCAGAUUUAGAAUCACAUACAAUAUGCUUCUGCAAAUACAGUCACGUGAUCAUAUGAAUAUAACUGAAAUGAUGUUAAAAUCAUUUAGAGAAAGAGAAAAAAUGAAAAACAUUCCAAUUUUCAAAAGAGAUAGUUCUAAGAAGAAACAGGAACUAUUGUCACUUCCAAAAAUCGAAUGUUUUUAUGGAGAGCCAAGCAUAGAGGACUACUAUAGAAAUCUGCAAUAUUCAAAAUCUGUAGCCGUAAACUUGCACAAUAAUUUGUGGAAUCACAAAGAGAACCUUCAAAUUUUCAAGCCUGGAAGAAUAAUAAUGAUAAAUUCGCUUACUUUUUGUGGGACUUUGGUCUAUGGUUGCAUUGUUAAAGUGCUUGAGAAUAAAGAUGUGCAGUUUCAAGUACUAACGCUGCUACCAGAAAAUUUUAUAAAUGAUGGCACUCUCGCUGUAGAUAUCGCAACAUCGCUUAAAUACAAUUGUCCUGUACACUAUGCAAUAUACGAUCAUGUUUCAUUAAACAACAUCUCGUUUAUUUUCGAUAAUAUAACAACAGCAAAACCUGUUCCUAAUAAGGAGGACAAAAUCAUACUGUCUGCGAUGGCAUCCGAAAUUCAUGAACUAGUGGAAUCUGAUCGUUUGCAACUAUUAUCCUUUAAUAAAAAGUUCAAGCAGACAUCUAUGCAGUUUUACGAAACUGUACUCAAACAGAGGGAUCUAUUUCAUAGGCUUUCUAGAAAUCUAUGUACAAAGUGCCACAUGAGAGAAACACACUUUGGAAUUCAAUGUAAAAUUGUGAAUUACAAGCGUGAGAUCGAAGAAAUAAACAAAAACUUGAGAGAUGAAUCAUUGCAUACAUACUCGGAAAUGAUAUCAAAAUUAGAUGUUUUGAAACAGCUAGAUUUCCUGGAUGAGAAAGGUAGGCCUACCACAAAAGGAAGGAUAGCCACAUUUAUAACGACUGGUGAUGAGAUUACUCUUACAGAAGUCCUUUUUCAGAAUCUAUUAAAGAAUCUGGAACCUGAAGAGUGUGCUGCAAUUCUCUCUGCCUUUAUAUAUAAUGACAGAGCUCCAGAAAAAGAAGCGCCCGCUCCAACGCUGGGGAUACAAAUGGCAAGAGACAGGGUACUGAGCAUUCAUAGUAAGAUUGAUGUAGUUCAGAGGGGUCUUGAUGUCAGAGUUCCUUUCGAAGAAUUUAGCGCUCUAUGCAACUUUUCAUUAUCAUAUGUUGUAUACCAAUGGGCUAAAGGAGUGCCAUUUCACGAAAUAAUGGAGCUUACUGAACUUCAGGAGGGUCAUAUCGUUCGUGCAAUCACUAGGUUGGAUGAAUUAUGUCGUAAAAUAUGCCAAGCUGCGAACAUAUUUGGGGAUAAGGAACUUUCCACAAAAAUCGAGAGAGUUUCGGCUGCUAUAAGACGUGACAUCGUCUUUGCGCCAUCUCUCUACUUGUCAUAA
This is a messenger RNA of Theileria equi strain WA, 3351 nucleotides long. RefSeq names its product DEAD/DEAH box helicase domain-containing protein. Gene Ontology annotation, cellular component: Ski complex. The transcript is spliced from 7 exons. Gene Ontology annotation, biological process: nuclear-transcribed mRNA catabolic process, 3'-5' exonucleolytic nonsense-mediated decay. Bases 1 to 3351 code for a protein of 1116 amino acids. Lineage: Eukaryota; Apicomplexa; Aconoidasida; Piroplasmida; Theileriidae. Gene Ontology annotation, molecular function: RNA binding; RNA helicase activity; ATP binding. The record is from RefSeq and is a predicted model, not a curated record.